Messenger RNA from Cottoperca gobio, 2617 nucleotides. RefSeq names its product G-protein coupled receptor family C group 5 member C-like. Gene Ontology annotation, biological process: G protein-coupled receptor signaling pathway. NCBI's taxonomy places the organism in Eukaryota, Metazoa, Chordata, Actinopteri, Perciformes, Bovichtidae. Gene Ontology annotation, cellular component: signaling receptor complex; extracellular exosome; intracellular membrane-bounded organelle. The coding region runs from base 131 to 1318 and encodes 395 amino acids. The transcript has 4 exons. Gene Ontology annotation, molecular function: protein kinase activator activity; G protein-coupled receptor activity. The record is from RefSeq and is a predicted model, not a curated record.
GAAAAAUAAUAAUAUAUUUUUUCCAGACACGGUUAGGUUAUCCUUACCGGGAGAAAUCUACCUGAACCAGCUGGAGCGGAACUGCUCUCUGUCUUCAAGUCCAGCACGUUUCAAUAUCUGCAGUAAAGCCAUGGGACCGACCGAUGCUCCAAAUGGAUGCGGCUCCAGCAUCAGCUCCAUAUAUUACAACCUGUGUGACCUGACUGCAGUGUGGGGGGUCGUGGUGGAGGCUGUUGCUGCUGCUGGUGUGGUGACUUCCUUUGUUCUGUUGGUCAUCCUCAUGGCCAGCGUAGCGUUUGUGACAAACAAGAAGAGGAAGGGCAUGGUGGCCCUGCAGGCUGGCAUUCUGAUCUUUAUUCUGGGACUCUUUGGACUCACGUUUGCCUUCAUUGUGGGUCAGUACGCCACCAGCUGUGCUGCACGGAGGUUCCUCUUCGGAGUACUGUUUUCAGGCUGUCUAGCCUGCCUGGUGAUGCACGGGUUGUGGCUCGCUUUGCUGGAGCGGAGAGGCUGGGCGCCCAGGUGCUGGAUGUUAUGCCUGGGAGCCUUGGGUCUGUGGAUGGUCGAGGUGAUCAUCAACACGGAGUGGCUUAUCAUCACUAUGGUCCGGAGCCCACUCGAAGGUGUCAAUAUCCCUGAUCUGACCUGCAGCAUUGCUAACCAGGACUUUGUGUCGGCACUGGUCUAUGUGAUGGUUCUGUUGUUAUCUGUGGUGCUGAUGGCUGUGCUCUCACUGACACACAAGCACAAGCAGUGGCGCCGAGACGGAGCCUUCAUCCUGGUCACAGGGCUCUUCACCAUGGCUAUCUGGGUAGCUUGGAUUGUCAUGUACAUGCACGGGAACAGAAUGGCCGGCGAUCCCAGCUGGGACGAUCCUACUCUAGCUGUAGCCAUAGUGUUCAAUGCCUGGGUGUUCAUCUUUCUCUACAUCAUCCCAGAAAUCUGCUUACUGAACCAGGAGGACCCAGACCAGGAGCAGCCACUCGAUGGAGAGCCUGUUUAUCCUGCCAGCAGCCAUGUUUAUGGCAACAUCCUUAAGGAGCUGGAGCCACCCCACCAGAAUGUGUACAUGGAUAAUAAAGCCUUCACUAUGGACGAGCCUCCAACAGUGCCCACAAAGCCAGUGUCUCCAUACGGGGCUUAUAAUGGUCAGCUACGAAGCUGUGUGUACCAGCCCACUGAAUUAGCCCUGAUUGCCAAGGGUCUGACUAAGAUGGAACAAGACGCGAUGAUGCCUCGUGUCAAAGCCCCCUCUUUCAAUCCAGGAAGUCGCAGCUCCCUGCCUCAUUCAGCUGAUUCAGAUUCCUUGCCAUUUUAAGGAUUGUCACAUGCAGGCAGCGUGAGUCGAGGGCACAGUGCACCUACACACUCAGAUGUUACGGCUAUGAAUUCUUCACAGGUUUUUUUUUGUUCUCCCCUCGGGGUUCCUUGUAUCAAAUGUAACGUACCCUCCUUUCUCCUCCAUAGCAAAAAAGGCUUGAUAUAAUAACACACUGAUGAUUCGCCAGCUGCAGGAAGUAGUCCCAAAACCUGGAAAUGAGUUGAGUCAAUGGGUUUUUGAUUCCUGAAAUAAGGUCUGUUGUUAACACAAGUUUUAACGUUUUGUUUUUUAUGACAUAAAAUAUGUCAGUAAAUACCCCACAGGCAGUGGCUAACAAGUGGCUAAAUGAGACGACAGAGGUUGUCAGGGACGGCAUCACGCCAAACACUUGUCCACCUUUGGCUUCGUGGUGGUGACAUUGAAGUCAUGUGACUGUGUAGUUGUUUUAUAGCCCAACGUUGGCUUCACACACACCAUAAAAAUGUUCAUUUGUGAAGAUUAUCAUGCUGAACUUUAAAACUACGAUAUGUGAUAUGAUAAUGAGUAACAAAAACCUUUGUUCGCCUCAGAGCUUAUUUUCUACAAUAAUCAAAAAUCCAAUUGAUAAAACCCUCCCCAGUGGCUUUUUUGACGAGAGAACCAGGACGACACAAACUUCUGGGCUCGCUUACAAAAAAAUACAUAUUCCCUGAAUCACUCUAAAUGCAGUAAUGUGACCCAGCUCCUCUCACAGACCUUUUUAUUUUGUCUUCUACUUUGAUGUUCGUGCAGUGCUCGUCGGUUCUGUAAGCACUAAGGGCUAAGUGUCAUAAAUAAAAGAUACAAAAAAACCGACAAUAUCGAAAAUUGAAUGCUCAGUAAUAUAUACAUAGACAAUCAAGAGAAAGAGUGGCUUGUAUGGAUCUUUAUGGGGAAGCAAUAACUUUGCCUUCAGGCUAAGAGAGAGACCAAAAACCGUCUUUUCCUGUUCCUGUUGGUUGAUGUUGGACAAACGUACACCAGGAUUAGGUGCAGAUCAUUCAAAGCAAAGGCGAGGUCUAUAAUUUAGCUGUUCCAUGUUAAUUUUUCACAAACAUUGAAAGUUGUUUUCACCAUAUAAUAUAAUCUUGUUUCAUAAAUCUACUGAGUGGAAUUUGUUCAUCUGUAAAAUAUGUAAUACUUUGUUCAUUUGUGAAAUUAGGUUAAUUUUCAGACAUCCUCUGAAACCGUAUGAUUUUUAGAGUGCCUUGAAUUUAUAGAAUUGUAUGUAAAAAGGUGUCAAUUCUAACUUAUUAAACCUAUAAAUGGUUACUUAAA